AUGAAUAAUGAAGACACUAUUAACAAUAAUAGUAUUAUAUUUACCAAUAACAACAUUAUUAAUAAUAUUAAUAAUAAUAAUAAUAAUAAUAAUAAUAAUAAUAAUAAUAAUAAUAAUAAUAAUAAUAAUAAUAAUAAUAAUAAUAAUAAUAAUAAUAACAUUGAAAGCGAUAGUGAAGUUUUAUUUUGGAAAGUUUUUCAUAAUAAAUUUUUAUUGUAUUAUAUAUUGAAAUGCGUAUCAUUGCUACCAUUAGAAUUUACAGAUACUGAAUUGUAUUAUGUUGGAAAUAGAUCAAAAUUUUCAAAUAUUAAAUCACUUUAUUGGAUGUUAUAUCAUAAACAAUUCACACUUGUAAUUGAUAAAUUAAUAUCAAAUCAAGUGGUUUAUAUAUCACCAGUUUCAAUUGAAUAUUUAAUUGAAAAAUGUAAACAACCAACAACAACAACAACAACAACAACUACAACUACAACAACUACUACUACUACAAUUACAACAAAAACAACAACAACCACAGAAGAACAAGAGAAUUUAUUAAAACAAUAUAAACAAAUUUAUCAACUUUUAAUUGAAAAAAAUAAAAAAGAAUUACAAAGUGUAAAUUUAGUAGAUAGCUGUAUUAGAAAUGAUAAUACAUUAGCAUUACCAUUAUUCUUAACAGAUUCAACAAAUUUAAUAUUACCACAAACCAUUACUACAUGUAUAAAAAAUUGUUCCUCUGAUACAUUAUCAUUACUACUUUCAUCAAUUAAUCAAAAUUCAACAAUACCUUUAUCAGAAUAUAUAAAUCCACGUCAAACAAUUUUAGAUGCAACUUUUAAUGAGCAAUAUAGAGAUGAAAUGAUUAAAUUUAUAUUGGAUUAUAAAUAUAAAUCAAAUAAUAAUAAUAAUAAUAAUAAUAAUAAUAAUAAUAAUAAUAAUAAUAAUAAUAAUAAUAAUAAUAAUAAUAAUAAUAAUAAUGAUGAUGAUGAUAAUGAUAAUAAUAAUAAUGGUGCAGAUGAAAAUUUUAAAAAAAUAUUUGAACCAUUAAAUAAUACAACUAUACCAAAUUUCUCAUUAAUAAAAUCAAAACAAUUAAAGUUAAGAAUGGUUAAAGAAUUUUCAAAUUUCUUUUACUUGGAUCCAAUUUCACCAAGUUAUCAAAUUUUAUCACAAUCAAUUGAAGAAUGUAAAUCAUAUAUUCAAUUAUUAUAUAUAAAGAUUGGUGUUGGUAUACCAAAACAUUUAUUAUCAGAAAUUAAUCAAAUUGAAAAGAAAUAUAAUAAUACUGAUCAAAAUAAUAAUCAAUUAAUAAUUCAAAAAUUGAAAGCAAUUGUUAUUAAAGAGACUGGAUCAUUAGAUUUCUAUUUACAAUAUUUAUUAGAGUAUGAUCAAAUCGUUGAAAAUCAUCAACAUAAUCAACCACAGAAAUUAUUAAUUUGUAAUUACACAUUAGCCUUAUUUUCAUUAAAUGGUUUAAAAUAUUUAGUUAAUGAAAGAUAUCAAAUUACUGAUACAUCAUAUCGUAGAGAUGAAAUUAAUAAUAUCUUUAAAAAAUAUCGUGGUCAAAUUUUAAAAAAUCAAUCAAAAAUUAUUGAAUUCUUUCAAUUUUAUUUUCAAAAAUUAAAAAUAAAUAAUAAUAAUAAUAAUAAUAAUAAUAAUAAUAAUAAUAAUAAUAAUAAUAAUAAUAAUAGUAAUAAUAAUAGUAAUAAUAAUAAUAAUAAUAUAAAUAAUAAUAAAAGAAAUUCAGAUAUAUUAGGAUUAAAAAAAUGGGAAGAUAUUAUUAAAUUUUUAGUAAUUAAUUGUUCAAUUGAAACAUUGAAUGAAUUAAAAGGAAUUGAAGGUUUUCCAAUUGAACAUUUCUUAUGUAUUAAUCAUAGGGAUAUUCAUGAUCCAUUGAAAUAUGAUUGGUUUGUUAAAUGUAUUUUAUUGGAGAAUAGAAAGAUGCCACAUUUCAGAUCAACAUUACAGUAUAUUAAAGAUCAAGAGAAUUUCUACCCACAUUCAUGGCAAUUAAUAACAAAAUUAGAAUCGAAAUUAAAGAUUAAAUUAACUGACGAAUAUUAUCAUUUAUUCAUUCAUUCAAUUUUAACUUAUGAUUUAGAAUCAAUUUUAAAAUUGAAUACUUUAAAUUUAAAAUUUAAAGAUCAAUCUUAUUAUCAAUCAAAUGGUAAUGUUGGUUUUGCAAGUUCUAAUAAUUCUGUACUUUUAAAUAAUGUUGUAAAUGAUGAAAAUUAUAAUAAUAAUGACCAUAUUGAUGAAUAUUAUCAUUAUAAUAGUAAUAAAAAUUUUAAUAAUAAUAAUAAUAAUAAUAAUAAUAAUAAUAAUAAUAAUAAUAAUAAUAAUAAUAAUAAUAAUAAUAAUAAUAAUAAUAGAAGAAAUAACAAUAAUAAUAAGAAUAGAUAUAGAUUUAGAAAUAGAUAUGGUAUUGAUGUUGGUGCAAUGAUUAUUGGUAGUAGUGGUGGUGGUGGUGGAGGUGGAGGUGGUGGAGGUGGUGUCAAUAAUGAUGAAGAAAAUGAGGAUAAUAAUAGUAAUAUUGAUAAUAUUAAUAAUAGUGAUGAAAAUGAUGAAAAUUGUGAAAUUAAAACUAAAUUUAAAAUACCAGAAACAUUUGAUAAAGUUUUAAAUUUAUUUACUUAUUUUAAUAUAACACAAUUUAAAUCAUUUACAGCACAAAUUUUUAAGAAUAUGAUAAAGCUAUUUUUAAAUAGUCCUGGUAUUACUUUGGAAGAGUUAUCAAUGGUACCUUGUAAUUUCAAUAUUUUUAAGAGGGAAUCAUUAUAUCUAUUAUUGACAUUCAUUUAUCAAAUUAAAUUUGAAAAGGUUUGUUUCAUAAUAAAGAAUACUAAAUUUCAAUUCAAUCUAAAUGGUAUUCAAUUCCCACCAGAUUCAAUCAUUAAUAAAUUUCAUAGAGAUCAUCAAUUCGAUGAUAAUUCAGUUGAUCCAAAAACUUUUAAAUUACUAAAUUUUAAAAAUCAUUUACAAAUAAUUCAAAUUAUAAAUUCAUUAUUUGAUUGGAUAUCAUUAGUUACAAAUUUAGAACAACAACAACAACAACAACAAAAUAAUAAUGGUAAUAAUAAUUUUUAUGAUCAAAAGAAAAUGUUAACUUUGUUUUUACCAGUUUUUGAUUAUUUAUAUAAGAGAUUAUUACAAACUAGUGGUACAACAUUAAAGGAUAUUGAAAUGGUAAUAGUUUUAUUUAAAAAGUUUGGUAUUACAAUUCAAGAGGAUUUCUUUAACAUUUUCUUUUAUUUCCUUAUAAAAUCAAAUAAAUUUAAAAAAUAUUUCAAUUAUAAAUUAUCAAAUCUAUUAACAACACCAUAUGAUUUAAUUGAUAAAAAGAAACAACCAAAAUUAGAGAAAUAUUUUAAUAGUAGUGCUUUCUCUUUUAAUCAAAUUUUAAAUACAAAUUUUUAUGAUUUAUUCUUAAUUUUAAAAAAUCAUUUAAAUUAUCAAAUUAAUUUAAUGCCACCACAACCUCAACAACCUCAACAACCUCAACAACCUCAUCAUCAACAACAACAACAACACUACCUUAAUUUUAAUAAUUUCAUUGAAAAUAUUAAUAAUCAUAAUAAUCAUAGUAUUCAACAAAUUGAAAAUCUUUAUCAUCAAGCUAAUAGUAUUCAUGCACAAUAUAAUAAUAAUAAUAAUAACAACAAUAAUAAUAACAAUAAUAAUAAUAAUAACAACAACAAUAAUAAUAAUAAUAAUAAUAAUAAUAAUAAUAAUAAUAAUAAUAAUAAUAAUAAUAGUGGUAAUGAUGAAAUUAAAAAUAAAUUAAAUCAAAAGGAUAGAAUGAUUGAAGAUUUGAAAUUUUUAUUAGAUAUUGGAUUAAUUGGUUUAGCAUUAAAAUUAAUUAGAGAGGAAGAAGUUUUAUCAAAGGAAGAAUUGAAACAAGUUAUUGAAGAAAUCUUAAAAUCAUUAGUAUCGAUCAUAUCAGUUGAAGAUUUUGAAUGUUUUAUUCAAGAUGGUUUCAUUGAAAUUAAUGAAUUAUUAAGUUUUGCUAUAAUAACUUCAAGAUUAGAUUUAAUUAAAAUAAUUUUAGAAGAUUAUAAUAGUGAUGAAAUUAAUAAUCAAAAUGAUAAUGAUGAUUUAUUAUCAAAAAUUUCAAAUUAUUCAUGUAUAUUUGAAACAUGCCAAAAUGAUAUUAUCAUUUAUUUAUUUUCAAAAUUUAGACAACAAUUAACAAAUUAUGAUCAAAGUAGAUGGCAAGUUAUUGAUUCAAGUGAACCCGAUUUAUUCGAUAUUUCAUUCAUGAAUGGUAAUUUAGAGAUAACUCAAUUAUUAUUAAGUUUUUAUCCAAUUUAUAGUGGUAAUGGUAAUGGUAAUGGUAAUAAUAGUAGUAAUAAUAAUAAUAAUAAUAAUAAUGGUUGUAGAUUUAAAUUUAAAGAAGAAAUAAUUCAAAAAACUUUAUUAAAAGGUUGUUUUCCUAUUGUUAAAUUUUAUUAUGAAAAUGGUUUCUUCAGUAAUCAAUUGGUUGAUUCAAUUAGACAAUUACCAAUUUCAAAGUUUUUACCUUGGUUAACAAAUAAAAGAAAAUUUGAAGAAUUAGAAUUUUAA
Messenger RNA from Dictyostelium discoideum AX4, 4542 nucleotides. RefSeq lists its product as hypothetical. Bases 1 to 4542 code for a protein of 1513 amino acids. The record is from RefSeq and is a predicted model, not a curated record. The transcript has a single exon. Lineage: Eukaryota; Evosea; Eumycetozoa; Dictyosteliales; Dictyosteliaceae.